AUGAGCCAACAAAAGUUGAAUGAGAUGCUCAUGCGGGAGAACGAGAUCCUUCAAGAGCAAUUGUCGGAUGUCCAGGAGAUCCUUCAGGACAGACUGAGAGGCAGAGAGAGAGCCGCAGAGCCGAGCCCGUGGGGGGGAAACAGCAGAUCACCGAUUGAACCAUCCGGUGGCGCGCAGAACAUCUCCAUAAGAGACAUGAUCGAGUCAAUCGACAAGUUCUCAGGAGAAGACCCCGAUUUGUACCCCGAAUUCAUAAACCAAUUCGACGAACAGGUACACCACAACGGGUUCUACACGGCGGCGACGAAGUACUGCAUUCUAAAAAAAUGUCUGACAGGAGAAGCACGGAAGUUGGUGACCACCACAACUUUCACGGAGGAGGACUAUCGGAAGACCAGAGAGCUCUUGGAAGCCACGUACGCGAAAGAUCGUGUACCGAAGCUCAUGAGAAAGUUCAAGGACUUACCGAUAGACCCGAACGAUUAUAUGAGAAUGGACACAGACAUAUCCAGGCACGUGGCAAUAGCCAACCAACUCAAUCAGAACGGGGUUCCGAUGGAUCACCCGCUCAUGAUCGAUGAGUUGAUAAAGAAGUUGCCAGUGGAUAUCAUGAGCCACGUAGUGAAAAGGAUGAGAUCGUCAAGAAUGACAUUCCUCCAAGUGAUCAGUGCCAUCCGUGACAAGAUCGUGGAGAAAGGCUACGUGGAACAAGCCCGAGAAGACCACAAACGAAAAAUGGAGUUGGCAGAAAUCUGCGCGGUGGGAGACAACAGAAAGUCAGAGAGCGGCCGAAAAGGGUACGGAAACAGAGAAAGACCUGAGAGUUCGGCGGACAAUCGGAAGAGCGGGUGGAAAAAGGGGAAAGAUGAGAGCAACCCAAAGCCGAAGGGGGAGACGGUGUGCAGAUUCUGCGGAUCAGAUCACUACACCGCCUUCUGCUCCAUGAGCAUGGACGAGAGAGAAAAGGUGGUGGAGGAAAAGAAGCUGUGUAGACAUUGCAUCUCGAAAUACCACCCCACCAAAAAAUGCAAAUACCCCAAGAAGUGCUAUUUGUGCCAGGAGAUGCACAGCAUGUUCUUGUGUCCACUGAGGAGAAAAAUUGGAGCAACCAGAAAAGAACAAGACCCAGUUUUUUUCGUGAAAGCUCCUCCUCCUCCCGCCAAUAAGCGGCUCAGGGCAGGCACGGAAUCGUACAACACGAUUCACGUGCCACAAGCUACCUUGCCCACAGCAACCAUAAGAACAGACAACGCCAAUACUGUUCAAACUAAAAACGGGGGAUCAGGAGAAGAGACUCGAGAAGGAGAGUCGGAAGAACAAAGGGAGAGUAAACUCGAAGAAAUAAUAAUGUGUAGUCAGGAGGACGCGUUAUACCGCCUUCCACAGAUAAAGAUUAACACACCCAAAGGGGAGAGAUUGUUAGCACUCAUUGAUUCGGGGGCGACGAGGUCAUUGGUAUCUGAACGAGCAGCGGAGAGACUGCGACUUCCGAUCUUGCGGUCGGAGGAAAUGAAGGUGAUAGGAAUUAACGGUGCGGGAACUGUAAAGUCCAACAGAGUCCGUCUUCAAUUCAAGGGUGAAAAAGGAUUUGGUCUGGACAACCGAAAUCUCAACACACCCGGAGAUCCCGAUCAUCUUUAG
This is a messenger RNA of Caenorhabditis sp. 36 PRJEB53466, 1641 nucleotides long. Lineage: Eukaryota; Metazoa; Nematoda; Chromadorea; Rhabditida; Rhabditidae. The record is from the annotation of a GenBank genome assembly.